AUGGUCCCCGUCUUCAAGAACCCCAAGUUCAACAUGCUGACCAUCCGCGACGACAUCACUCUGCUCAAACUGGCCACCCCAGCGCGGCUGUCGGCCCGUGUGUCCCCUGUCUGCCUGCCUCAGCCCACCGAUGACUUCCCAGGGGGCAUGACCUGCGUCACCACCGGCUGGGGGCUCACUGACCCCAAUGCCUCGGAGACUCCGACGGUGCUGCAGCAGGCAGCCCUGCCCCUGCUCACCAACCCGCAGUGCAAGCAGUACUGGGGAUACCGCAUCGCUGACGUGAUGGUGUGUGCCGGUGCUGAUGGUGCCUCCUCCUGCAUGGGCGACUCUGGGGGCCCGCUGGUGUGCCAGAAGGACGGUGUCUGGAACUUGGUGGGCAUCGUCUCCUGGGGCAGCAGCACCUGCGACCCCAACAUGCCCGGUGUCUACGCCCGCGUCACCAAGCUCCGCAACUGGAUCAACUCCGUCCUGGCGGCCAACUGAGGCCGGCAAUAAACGCUGCCAAACUCA
This is a messenger RNA of Aquila chrysaetos chrysaetos, 513 nucleotides long. Its product is annotated as chymotrypsinogen 2-like. Gene Ontology annotation, biological process: proteolysis. NCBI's taxonomy places the organism in Eukaryota, Metazoa, Chordata, Aves, Accipitriformes, Accipitridae. Gene Ontology annotation, molecular function: serine-type endopeptidase activity. The record is from RefSeq and is a predicted model, not a curated record. The transcript has 4 exons. The coding region runs from base 1 to 486 and encodes 161 amino acids.